AAUUAAUUCAACAACUAUGUCUUCCAAGUGCACUGAUAGAUGUGUAUCAACACACUACUCAAGCUAAAGGCUCUGCGGGGGAAUGAGUCCAUGCAUGUGCAGCUGCACCGUCAGCUGUCUACUGACGUGGCCGUCGGCCAGCACCACCUCGCUGCCCAUGACGCGCUCGCACUCACACGAGCUGCGGCACUGGUCGUUGGGCACCGGCAGCGCCAUCAGCUCCUGGAUGUCAGCCGGAUACUCGAGAUCCAUCGCGUCGAGCUCGGCUCUGCACAUCACAUGGACACACUGACUGAGUGGCGUCUUUGGUAUGUGUGUAUGUGUGUGGCAUACAUACUGACAUGAUGCCUCUGAGUUGGCCUUCAGUGAUGCUGAAGUAGUGCGCCAAGGGGACCCGCAGGUAGGUCGUCUCGGAGGUGUCGCAGCUGCCUCCGUCCGUCAGAUACUCGAGCAGCUGAAUGAAUGACACACACAUACAGAGAAAACAUACAGAAAGGUAAAAUAAGUGGACCGUCUGUGUGUGCCUUCGUAUCGUACGUUGUGUCGAAAGAGGUCGGUGAACCGGAGAGCCUCUUCGAUGAGUUCCUCGCCAAUGACCUCGGCAGCGCACCCUCUCUGAGCCACAAUCAAUCAAUCAGCCACAAUGAGCUCACAUAUGCUAUGCGCUGAGGGCCAGCCAGCCAAGAUGAAGCCACUCACCCACCUCGGUGGCUUUGUCGACACACGACUGUCGCACACCGCUGGAGAUGUGGUCAUUGUUGAUGUGAUAAACGAUAGUCUCCCGCCACCGAGACCGAAACAAUACCUACACACGGACAGACAGACAGACAUACCUGCAGCCAGGUUCCAUCCCUCCUCACCUUUGCUGGGUCGUUGUGCAGUAGGGAAGAAAACGCGCAAUCGACGCCACGGUCGAAGAUGCCGAUGGCCGCCUGCUGGCCGAACAGCUUCUCACACGCGCGGAAGACGGCGUCGCGGCAAACCACCAUCGGAUGCGGCAUCACGUACCAAAAGCAUCUCCGGGGGAUGUUUUGGGUGAUAUGCUUGGUACUGGUGGCAAAUUUCUGAAACCAUCGACACACACGCAGUCUCCCUCCUCAGCCCGGCACCUUGCGACAUACCAUCCAAAAUAGGACGUCCCAAGGUCCUGUUGUGGUAAGGAAGAUGAAGUCAGGAAUCACCCUCGCACCAUGCCGAGAGUUGCCGAGCUCCAGCAUGUCGUCGACGACCUUUUUGAGCAGCAGCUGGCAGUUGAAGAUAAUGCCCAUCUUUGACUCUUCGGAGAGAGGCGGUGCCGAGACAUUGCCGAUUCCCAGGGCUAUGUUGCCCUUGAACGCGGCGAUGCAGGUCACCAUGUUGUUGAUUCCUGGGUCGACCAUGGAGAAGGGCGCAACACGGAAGGUCAGAUAGCUGCGGAAGGGACCACCAAGGCGUCACAUCCAAAAGACCACACCCCACACGUCAUUCAUACAUGCAUCAAACAAGACAGCGGCGCUCAUACGUAUUCUUCUUUCUUUGCUUACUGUACCUGACCGCUUUUUGUGGAUCACCUUGCCCCGCCGCGCCGGCCACGGGAGUGCGCCUUCGUGAAGGUUUGCUGGCGCUGUGAAGCUCAAGCCUCAUGUGGCGAUAUGAAGACAGCGCGGCGCACCCACUUUCGACAGUCAUGCGAACGAUCUUGCCCGGCUGGGCGGCUAGCGGCUCCACGAUCUGGUCCAUGCCGUUCUGACGCACCUCCUCGAAGAUCUCAGCCUCCUGCGCGCGCACACACUCACGGGCAUAAGAGUAUCUAGAGGCUGCCAUCAAGUAGACCUGACCCUGGCCCGCUGGAUGAGGAGGUAGUGGUCCUCCGGCAUGUAGCCCAUGGCGUACUUGAUGACCUUGGCGUUGUGAUAGAGCUCACCAGCUGACUCGUAGAGGCGACCGAGGUACCGGCACUCAGACCUGUCACAGAAACAAAAGAAAGUGCACACAGCACGAUGAAAAUGCAUCCGUCGUGGUGCAUACUUAGCUGACUGACUCACUUAUGCUUCUCCUUCCAAUGACUCCUCUGGCACUCCUUGCCACAGUAUUGCAAAACUUUGCAUUGCGUGCAGCUGCCGAGUGACGCGUCGUUUUUGCCGCACCUGGCGCAACGGUCUGCCGGGAUCCGGCCGCCAGCUGCGCGGACUCUCAGCUCCUACGACUGGCCGGAUGUGAAUGGCAGCGACUGCAUGGGAUGCCGAGUCACUAAAACUGGCGAUCAACGCAAGGAUCUUGGCCGCGGAUGCUCAAGGGAAGCCUCAGGCAGGUGCUUCGGUCCUCUUUAUCCUCUUU
Messenger RNA from Vitrella brassicaformis, 2316 nucleotides. Lineage: Eukaryota; Vitrellaceae. The record is from the annotation of a GenBank genome assembly.